CCUUGUCUUUAUAUUUGGAAACAUGCAUGAGUUAGGCAAAGUGUAAAACUAAGAGAAAACUCUAGCUAGGAGAUGGAGAACUCUAAUGGGUGCUCAAGAAAAUCAAAGGAUGUUUCUCUUCAAGAGCUUAGAGAUCGGCUUGCUGAGUUUGCUGAAGUACGAGGAUGGGAUCAAUAUCACAGUCCUAGAAAUCUCCUUCUAGCACUAGUGGGAGAGGUGGGAGAGCUAUCAGAGAUAUUCCAGUGGAAGGGAGAGGUUGCAAAAGGUCUACCCAACUGGAGUUCUGAUGAUAAGGAGCAUUUAGAAGAGGAGAUCUCAGAUGUUCUGCUCUAUCUAGUACGUCUUGCUGAUGUUUGUGGGCUAGAUCUUGGACAAGCUGCUCUGACAAAAAUAGUCAAGAAUGCUAAGAAGUACCCUGUUAUGAAUCACAACUAGGAGCUUUCCUUCUGGCCUUUUAAUAUACUAUAUGUAUUGCACUUCCUUUAUGUUUUUCUCUCUUCCCUUCGAAGUAUUAGAAGUUAAGAACUAUGAGGUCUAAUGUGUGGGAGAAAACAGUGCAACUAAUUUAUCCAGCAUGUUGGGAGUGAAUUUCUACUUGAAUAUCUUCGUUGUUCUCUCUUUUAGCUUGUCGAGCUACGACCUCAAAACUCAUUGUUCAGAUAUGAUUAUGAUAUUAUCCGGUGAAAUUAUUCAGUGCA
Quercus robur (English oak) is the source of this 698-nucleotide messenger RNA. RefSeq lists its product as uncharacterized. Gene Ontology annotation, molecular function: nucleoside triphosphate diphosphatase activity. Lineage: Eukaryota; Viridiplantae; Streptophyta; Magnoliopsida; Fagales; Fagaceae. The record is from RefSeq and is a predicted model, not a curated record. The coding region runs from base 73 to 435 and encodes 120 amino acids. Gene Ontology annotation, biological process: nucleoside triphosphate catabolic process. The transcript is spliced from 2 exons.